Molecule: messenger RNA, 1524 nt
Organism: Eimeria mitis
Lineage: Eukaryota; Apicomplexa; Conoidasida; Eucoccidiorida; Eimeriidae
Exons: 8
Coding region: 1-1524 (507 amino acids)
Biological process (GO): trehalose catabolic process
Molecular function (GO): alpha,alpha-trehalase activity
Source: RefSeq, a predicted model, not a curated record
AUGAGAAGGAUCUUUGGCAAGUUUGACUACAAGGAUCUGGCUGACUUGGUUGUGAGGGCACCCAUCCCCGUCAUCCUAGACCGCUUCGAGAACCUCCCACAUAAUGCGUUCACACGAUAUUUAGAAGAGGCAUUUCAAGACUGCUUUUACCCAGGCUUCCCUGAUCUCAUCGAGUGGAAUCCACCCGACAUACCACGAACGACUCCCGUGUGGCUGACGGACGAUGGACCUCAGGGCUCCCAUGCAGUACCGCAGGCAGGAACCCACGGAGAGGAUAUUCACCAACAGCCAGAACUCUUCGCUGCUGUUACUAGUCUGGCAGGUGCCCCCGGCUCAACUGAUUUGUCACAGCCUAUCUUACGCAGCAGGACGACAACCAACUGCAGCAUUCCUGAGCUCACGCGCCACGAGGAAAACAAAUUCGCCCAGGAUAUCAUUCUUUUGUGGAAGAAUUUGGGCAGGAAGACUUUAUCUUCAAUUGUUAUUGAGCCUCGCACUGCUAAGGAUGGGGCCUAUCAAGAAGCCGGAUCAUCGCUUGUGGACGUCCCAUGGGGCUUCAUAAUCCCCGGAGGCAGGUUUAGAGAAAUGUACUACUGGGAUUCCUACUGGACGAUUCGCGGUCUUUUAUACAGUGGCAUGAUUUCCACCGCUCGCGGCAUCAUUCUCAACUUCACAGACCUUAUUAGAAGAUUUGGAUUUAUUCCAAACGGAACGCGCUCUUACUACCUAACUCGAAGCCAGCCUCCUGUCUUCAGUAUGAUGCUUUCGGCCUACCACGCCUUUACUGGAGAUCUGGAGUCUCUGCACGUCUUAGCAUGCGGAGUAGGGACAUAUGGGAGUUUCUUAGGGGCAUUACACGUGGGUGCCGAAGUGCUUUUUGCCUUUAUAGCCUUAAGUGGGAGUGACGAUGAAAUGGGGUUGUUUGAUUUUGACAUAUCUAAGGGUCGACAGUCUAGGAGAGUUACGUCAGCUGGAGUUGCAGCCCUCCUCAUGCAGCUGCAUUCCCCAGUAAAGUUGCAAGCAUGUCGUCUCUUCGGCCACGACCGCAGUAGUCAUGGCAGUGAAGGCACCUGUACAUGCCUCAACCUGACACCCGCUGAACACGACGAGGAAAAAGCAGCUCACAGAGAGCAGACUACUCAGUUCGACACUGGACAGCAGUGGGAUGGAGCGAACUGCUGGCCACCGCUUCUUCAGAUGGCUGUAGAAGCGAUGAUUGAGCUUGGAAGUCAGGCCGCAGUGGAAGCAGUGAAAUCUAUGACGGACAGAUAUAUCUUUACCUGCAUGCAGGCUUACAAGAGACUAGGAGCACUACCGGAAAAGUCCUGCACUGCGACAUCUGGGUCGUGCGGGGCAGGAGGAGGUUACAAGUGCCAAACGGGCUUUGGGUGGAGCAUUGGCGUUGCACUUGAGCUGCUGUUUGUCAAGCGUGCAUCCUUCUGUGCAAAGGAAGUACAGAGAAGGCGCCGUAAAUUCGGGUCAGCAUCCUACAUGGAGGCCAUGAAAGCCGCUCAGAACGGCUGA